Molecule: messenger RNA, 1695 nt
Organism: Acanthopagrus latus (yellowfin seabream)
Lineage: Eukaryota; Metazoa; Chordata; Actinopteri; Spariformes; Sparidae
Gene: cd151
Product: CD151 molecule
Exons: 10
Coding region: 230-1003 (257 amino acids)
Cellular component (GO): membrane
Source: RefSeq, a predicted model, not a curated record
ACAGACACGCUCAGACGCUUGGGUGGAGGGCUUGGGUCUGAGUGUCAGCUGAGAACUUGCACUCUCGCAGUUAACCUUCAAAGCCAGCAGCGCGGUGACACCGGGGUUGUUGUGAUCUGGGAAGACGUACCCCGAUAAUCUACAUCCUUCACUGCUCGCCAUCUAAAACCAGGUCGUCAAAUACUGACAGUUUGGGGUGAUGGCUCGCUGACUAACAAACCCUACAUAAAUGGAAGCUCCAGGUGAAAAAACACACACCUGUGGCACAAUUUGUCUGAAAUAUCUACUUUUCCUCUUUAACAUUCUUUUCUGGCUGGCGGGAGGGGCCGUGCUGGCAGUGGGAGUAUGGACUCUGGUGGUAAAGAGUGACUACAUCAGCUUACUGAACUCCAGCUUCUACUCGGCCUCAGCUUACAUCCUGAUAGCUGCCGGGGUCGUUGUGAUUGUGACUGGGAUAAUCGGAUGCUGUGCCACGCUGAAGGAGAUGAAGAGUCUCCUGAUUGUGUAUCUGAGCUUACUGCUCUGCAUUUUCCUGCUGGAACUCAUUGCCGGUGUGCUGGCCUUCAUUACCUACCAAGAGUGUUUCCCUUUCUGCUACCAGCUGGAUGAGGAGCUCAGACAGAACCUGAAGGUCACCAUGCAGCAGAAAUACCAGCAGCCGGGUGAGGAGAGUGUCACGCAGGCUGUGGAUAAACUCCAGCAAGAGUUUAAGUGUUGUGGAAGUCACAACUACUCGGACUGGACAGACAGUGUGUGGACCCAGACGAAUGAUCAGCUCGUCCCUGAUAGCUGCUGUAAAACUCCCACUGACCUCUGCGGCCUCAGGGACCAUCCCUCCAACAUCUACAGGGUGGAGGGAGGCUGCAUUGUGAAAUUAGAGGAGUUCCUCCUCAGCCAGUUGUAUAUUCUCGGUGCAGUGGGUAUUGGGAUUGCAUUUCUACAGCUUGUGGGGAUGAUGUUUACUUGCUGCCUUUAUCGAAAUUUGGAGGAAGAUCCGUACUGAUUUUUGACAUUCUUCAAUAUCACAAACUCACUCAGUCAAGGCACAGAUUGUAAAUUGUUUGGGUAGACUUUUUACACAGUUCUGAGUGCUGUAAAGUUGGUGAUCCAAAUGAUUACUUGAUGAAAGUACAGACACUAUAGAGUUUAUAAUGCUGCUGGGCAGCACUGUGCAAAAUGCCAUUGCAUGCUUUGGGGGAAAAGUUCACCCAAAAAUAAAGAUUCAUUUGUUACCUACUCAGCCCCAUGCUUAAAGUCAGCUGAUGUUACAAAGUACAUGAAACAUCUGUGGAGUUUCACAGAAAAACAGCGUUGCAGCAUCUCCCUGAACAACUGAAGCAGAUGGGGACAGAAUGCUGCAACACUGUUUUAUUGUGAAGCCUUAGAAAUGUUUUGUGGGCUACAAAACUUCAUCAAACUUUCCAUCCACAUGAGGGUGAGUAGAUAAAGACAUAAUCUUAACUUUUGCGAGAACUUAACAUUUAAGUGUUCCCCCAUUUAUGUUGAGAUAAUUAUGUGUGGAUAAAUUGUAACGAAAAAUAGUAGAUUGAGUUGUUUAUCUAGUUUUUUUUUAUGUAUCACGCAGUGUUUACUGAAGUUAUCGUUUAAAAAAAUGAAUUAAAGUUAAAUGAAAAAUGAUGAAUUAAAUGAAUUUUGUUGAAUUGUGAAACUGCAAAUAAAUACACCUGCCAUUUA